AUGGCCUCCAUAUUCACAUUUGAUCCGGAUCCGCCCCGGGUAGCAUCCCCGUGGGCGGCGGCCACACCACCACCGGAAGGGUCCGCGAAACCUCCAGUCCCGCAAGACCCAAAGUCGGCAGCGCCGCUGAGUAGCGCUAGGGAAGGGCACCGAGCGCUUGAGAACUUGGAAAUGUCCAUAGUCGAUUACAGCACCAUCACCAGACUAGAGGCUGAGCCUCAGGAGGGCCCCACUGAAUAUAAGCUUCAUUUGCUGCUCCGCAAGCGAAGAUCCUUCACGCGCAGCAGCACCAGGCGCCAUAUUUCUGGAUCUUUGAGGCGCGUAGAUGCUUCUAUGCCAGCUCCUGUCGGCCGCAGCGUCUCGGACUCUGGCAUACUAUCCACUACUCCCCCUCCCGCGAGCUCGAUCCAAUCCCGACAACAUCGACUGGAACAAUUAACUACUCAGUUGCUGUGGCGACUUCAGCAGUCAUGCCCGUACCAUACAUCUUCUUCAACGGCUACCGUUGUUCCCCAUUUUCCAGACGAGACGCAGGUUACUGCUCCUGUCAUGCCCCAGCGGCUUUAUCCCGGGUUGGAGGAGACUAAAGGAGCGCUGUACGAGAUCGGCGUUGCAGAUGAUGGCGAGCUCGUUGGUCUUGCCGAAGACGAAAUGGAGGAAUCUUUGAACAACCUGCGGGCAAUGGCUGCUAGCCUGGGCUGUCAAGUCGAGGUGCAGCGCAUGGUACCAGUUGGCGAAUGCGAGUGGGUUGAAAAUAUCGGCGGGCUGCAACCCAAUAUCCAGAAGUCAAAGUUAUGGGCUGCCGAAGCUUUCGUUCGCCCAGAUCAACAUCUCGUUGAGCAGGACCAGUCACCGCUCAGCCAACAGGGGCCAGCGGGUACUGUCGCAGGCACACCCCAUACCGAGCCUGGAAUGAGUGAUUCGCAAGAGAGAACCCAACAACUUCGCGUGUCACUCACCGGUGCCACCAUGUCUGGAAAGACGAGUCUACUUGGCACACUUUCUACGGGGACGCGGGACAAUGGACGAGGAAAGAGUCGGCUCAGCCUUCUGAAGCAUAGGCACGAGAUUGAAUCAGGGAUUACCAGCUCCAUUACCCAGGAGUUGAUCGGCUAUCGCGAUGCUUUCGAUAAAGAUGGAGAAAGGACCUCAACCCAUGUAAUCAGCUAUGGCUCCGGAGACGUCUCAUCAUGGGUUGAUAUUCACGCAUCUGUAGAUUCAGCAACAGCCGGAAGGCUAGCGUUUCUCUCCGAUUCUGCAGGCCAUCCGCGCUUCCGCCGUACUACUGUCCGAGGCCUCAUUGGGUGGGAUCCGCACUUCACCUUGCUCUGUAUACCUGCCGAUAAUGCAGAAGACUCAUCUGGAAAAGUCGGUGCAUCGCCAACUACGCAAGAGAUAUUAGGCACCAGCGCGGCAGACUUGGAUCUCUCCCAUGAACACCUCCAGCUCUGCCUAACUCUCGAACUCCCACUCGUGGUUGUAAUCACUAAAUAUGAUCUGGCUACUAAAGCAGGGCUCAAAGCUGUCGUGUCGAGGGUUCUCUCUGCACUCAAAGAUUCUAGCAGGAGGGGGUGCAUUAUCGCUGACCCACCUACAUCUUCGGUUGGGGUCGACCUCACCACGAUUCCUUCUAAACAUCUUUUGGAGGCUGACAGUACCCUGCAAGCUUUGGAGUCUUCGCCUCUUGCAGUCGUUCCUAUCAUUCUCACGAGUGCAGUCAGUGGAAACGGUUUGAGCAAGCUUCAUGCUUUCCUGAGAGAACUGCCUGUGCCUGCACCUCCUAUGCCGCCGCCAGACUCUCCUAAAACAUUGUUCAACGUGGAGGAUGUGUACACCAACAGUCCUGCUCGUACAAAGCCUUCGGACCCGGUGAUCAUCGGUGGGCAUCUUCGCUAUGGAACGCUAAGUAUCGGCGAUGAAAUCUUCCUUGGGCCAUAUCCGGGAGAUACAAGUUCAGAUGACAGCGACGGCGGAAGCGGGAGACCAUCAGCCCGUAACUCCCCGGUGCCAGCAUCUAGGUCAUUCCCUGGCGCCUUGAACAGACGACCUUCGAACUCGCCACUACACAUGGGUUCCGCAUCAUUGACGGAAUGGCGCCGCGUGCGGGUCACCUCGCUCCGGAAUCUUAGGCUUGGGGUGCGAACAUUGCAGGCUGGUCAAGUUGGAACCGUCGGGAUUGUCCCGGUCAACGGACCCAUCAGGACCCCAGCAAUCAACAGGAUACGGAAAGGGAUGGUGUUGGCAAAUGCCGAGCCUAAAGCCCAUAGACUGGUCACUGUUCGCUUUGCGGGAGCCAGCGCGCAAGCCGUCAAGAGCUUGACUAUCGGAAGCGCCGUAGUCGUCUACUUUAACAGCGUACGAGCUUCUUCCAAAGUGGUCUCGGUUGCACCAGCACUGGAUGCUAAGGACGGGAGUGCAGUGACCAGCCAUAAUCUGGCGGACGGGGACGAGGAUGAAGGGGAAGGAUUUGGCUUCGGAUUUGACGAAGAGCCUACUGACGAUCCUUCAGUUGGCGGUAACCAUGGGACCGCAACAGACGUCACGUUCCAGUUCAUCGCUUCCCGAGAGUUCGUCGAGACGGAUGCGAAGGUGCUAGUGAUGCCUGGCGGUGGACCGGGGCUCACUGGAAGCACCGAGAGGGGUGAGAAAGGUGUUGCUGGGUUGGAAGGUUUCGUUGGCAGGGUGGUUGAAUGCGAUGUGUGA
Molecule: messenger RNA, 2703 nt
Organism: Trematosphaeria pertusa
Lineage: Eukaryota; Fungi; Ascomycota; Dothideomycetes; Pleosporales; Trematosphaeriaceae
Product: P-loop containing nucleoside triphosphate hydrolase protein
Exons: 1
Coding region: 1-2703 (900 amino acids)
Biological process (GO): translational elongation
Molecular function (GO): translation elongation factor activity; GTPase activity; GTP binding
Source: RefSeq, a predicted model, not a curated record